Molecule: messenger RNA, 1584 nt
Organism: Cryptosporidium ubiquitum
Lineage: Eukaryota; Apicomplexa; Conoidasida; Eucoccidiorida; Cryptosporidiidae
Exons: 1
Coding region: 1-1584 (527 amino acids)
Source: RefSeq, a predicted model, not a curated record
AUGCGUGUAUCUUCUGAAGCAAAUAAAGGUGAAGGUUCAAAGGAUGAAAGUAAUAUCAAAAACAAUUGGGGAAGAACAAUUCUUUCUGAGGCAACGUCCAAAGGGCCAGUAUUAUUUUCUGGUACAGAUUGGGCUGUAGUACCUAUGGAAUCCCUUUCUCCAGAAAGAAGAGCAAUAAUCCACCCAAUAAGCCAAAGGCUUGCUGGUGCGGAGAAUACUGCACUUGUUGAUGGUUUGUUUGGAAGGAUUUGGGAAUUUCCAAAGUGUGAAAAUGUUCGAGAACGAAAAGUAACUAGAGGUGACCAAUUUGUUGGAGAUUCUAGGAUUGAUUUUCAAUGGAAUAAAACUGAGAGAACUUUGUGUAGAGUGUGUGGCAAACAUAUAUUAAAACAAAAAUUUGCUACAGAGCACUACCAAAGAUCUCCAACAUGUUGGAGGCUUGUAAUGAGACAUAUUGGUAUUCUGGAUUUCGACAACCAAAACGGAAAUGCUACGCAUUUUCCAUACAAGACGGAAGAAGGUGGGUUCAAUUCUCCUCAGAAAUCUAUGCUAGAGAAAAGGACAGGCCCCAUUUUUUCUAGAAACAUGAACGGAGAAAAGAACGAAAGUGCUUAUCUGCCAAGUUCUAACCAUGAAACUGAAAGCCAAAAUUCUGUAUUCAUUGAUAGCUUUGCUCAGAAUAACUUUAACUCAAGUAAUAUGAUUCCAACUUCCAAUGUCGAAUAUAUCCUCCAGAAUAAAAUAAUGAACUUAUUCAGAGCUGCAACCAAACAUGUUUAUGAAGAACUCAUACAGUUUAAAGGUUCCAAUACUCAAAUCAAUAUCCAUCCAUUAUUUAACACUUCUAACUCAAGAGAUGGAUCGAAAUUUGACUCUUCCAUAGUAGAAAAUGUCAUGAGUGAACCAAAAGGAGAAGAAUCCACAAACACUAUCGGCAAUCCUGAAGAACCUUUUUUGCUCAUAUCCUCAGUUCUCCCAAAUGUAUUUCCCUCCAUUAGCCACAGGCCACUCCCAGUAAAUGUUUGUUAUAUCAAACUUACCUUCAACUGGCCAGGAGCUAGGCUUGUUAGGGAUUUAUGGGCGCUUGACUGUGAACUACUUGUUGAUUGGGGAGAUGGAGUUCUAACCCAAGCAAGAAGAUUCACUCUCAAAGAACUUGGAGAGCCUCCCGAAUCAGAUAAUGAAAUGAGAAAUAUAUACUCGCAGGGAUUUGCCUAUCUCAAAUGCUUCGUUCCUCACAAACCUCCAGGCAGAGCUGAUUUGAAGAUUCGCAUUCCAAAAUCUCUUUGGGAAUACUGGGAAGCUUUUGCAAAUGAUAAAAAUAACACAGUAACCUUCCACACUCCAGAAGUGUUUGCCUCCGAGAUUUCCCAGAACUUCCCAAUUGAGACUAAUUCUGACAUGAUUUUACCCACCAUUAACACAAAUUGGGGUAAUAAAUCUCGCAGGGAUGAGACUAAAAGCCAAAGGUCACACCCUUAUUCUCCUUCCAUAACUCAUAUAACUUCACCACCCCAAUCCCCCUCCACAAAGUCCAUUGGAAACAAUGCCAAUACUAACCCUCCAAAAUCACCUUCUAUCUAA